This is a messenger RNA of Halteromyces radiatus, 2108 nucleotides long. RefSeq lists its product as uncharacterized. The record is from RefSeq and is a predicted model, not a curated record. Bases 240 to 2108 code for a protein of 622 amino acids. The transcript has 9 exons. NCBI's taxonomy places the organism in Eukaryota, Fungi, Mucoromycota, Mucoromycetes, Mucorales, Cunninghamellaceae. Gene Ontology annotation, cellular component: nucleus. Gene Ontology annotation, biological process: regulation of transcription by RNA polymerase II. Gene Ontology annotation, molecular function: DNA-binding transcription factor activity, RNA polymerase II-specific; RNA polymerase II cis-regulatory region sequence-specific DNA binding.
UUUUUUUUUUUAGUUUUCUUAUAAUUUGAUAUCCGGUAAUUGUCUGUGCGCCCAUUGUUAUUAAUACAAAAAAAAUUCAGGUCAACUGAUUUAUUCUUUUUUUUAGACUCAAAUCACAUUCUGUCAAUCAAACGAAAGGAAAAAAAAAAUCUCGGCUGAAUCACUUUCCUGCUUUGAUUUUGAAAGACCCUUUCUCAUCAUAAACUCAAUCGAUCAUCCACUGCCAUUAUAUUCAUACUAUGAAUAUCCCUUCAUCUCCUCAGCCACUACAGCAAAACGAAACAUCAUACAAGUUACAAUACCCAUCUCAACUUCCAUUGUACGAUUAUUCUCAAGGAAAAGUGAUUUCCCAUAAUGAUCAUAAUCAUGAAUGGUCGCACACACCACCUGCUACACCAGUCUCAACAGGUAUUCAACAUGCUAUGAUGAUACCAUCUCAAUCACACUUGGACCACUUUUUAUCACAUACAAGUAUUGAGGAAUCACCAUCUGUUAGUCUGAAUAUGGAUCAACCUUCACCUAUUGGGGUAUUCAAUCAAUCUGCCUAUGAUAUCAGUUUGCCCUUUUAUGCCGACUUCCCUAGUGAACUGGAGUUGAAACAUCCUAAGAGCCCCAAUGAAUGUGCUCAAAACUGUGUUACAACAACGGAAACAACGAGUACCCAAGCCAGAAACGAACGUCACACUCUUCCGUAUUCUUCAUCGACAUUUUAUGGCAUGACAGAAGAUCGAAUUCACCAAACUUCUUUUUCAUCCUCUCCUUCUUCUUCCUCUACUUUAUGUACUACCGUGGAUGAUAUGAAUGCUACUUUGGAUCAAACAUCUUCUUCCUGUACUUCAUCAUCUGUCAUAGAAGAACUUUCUUUUUCAGAUGCUGAUCAAGAUACUUUAUCAUCUGCUUCUUCCUUAUUUGGUCAUCUGUCAAAAGCUCAAUUAAUUGAAAGAGUGGUCAAACUUGAACAAGAAAAAAGACGUACCACUUCUUCUUCUUCUUCCGUAUCUGCUUCUCCAUCGGAUUGGUUAUCGGAAAAAAAGAAGUUAAAAAGAGAAUCUUCCCAGGAUGAAUCUUCAGGCCAAGUACAAGAUAUCCAUUUAUGUCGCUGGAUCAAUUGCCGAACCGAAACUGCUACAUUGGAUGAAUUGAUUACACAUCUCCGGGAAACACAUAUUGGCAGUGGCAAGGCUGCUUACCAUUGUGAAUGGAUUGGUUGUGCAAGAAACAAGAAACCCUUUAUGAAACGUCACAAGAUGCAUAAUCAUCUUCGUACUCAUACUGGUGAACGCCCUUUUGUUUGUACUGUUCCUGAUUGUAACAAGCGAUUCUCUCGUCCUGAUUCGUUGAACACUCAUAUUCGAACACAUAGCAAUAUACGCCCUUACUCAUGCCCUGUGAAUGGAUGUACCAAAGCCUAUUUUCAUUCUCGAUCACUUCGAAAACACGUCAAAGGUCACGAAGCAGCUGGUGUCAUUGUACCAAGACCUGUGGCAAGAACAGCAGCAAUUCAUCGAAAGAAACAUCAACCACCUCGUUCUACUUUUUCAGCACCUUCGCCUGAACAACAAAAGAAUAAUACCAUAGUAUCAUCAUCAUCCUCUCCUUCUUUAUCAUCAGUAUCGCAAUCAAUUCCAUCCUUAUUAACAACGGCUACAAAAAUGGCAUCACCUCCUAUAGUCUAUUCUACCGUUAUACCUUCUUCUUCUUCUUCAUCACCUCAUCCUAAUGAAUGGAAUUCAUCCACUAUGACUUUUUCUUCCUAUCCUAUGACUACGACAUCAAGAACUCCAGCACAAUUAACACCCAUAUCACCAGAUCAACUACCUACCAAUUUUGUACCCAUGUCAUCUUCCUCGUCAUCGCCAAUAUUAUCAUCACCUUCUUCGUCUUCAUCUUUCUCGACUUCUAUUGCGGUUGCCAAUCAUAUGCCUGUAUCUGAUCCAAUUGUUCUGGCCUGUUCAUAUGUACCUCCUCCGCAACAACAGUUGACUUCUUCUCCUACAACAACUACAACACAUUCCUUACUCUAUGAACAACAUCACGAUCCGGCUAGCUCUACUUCUUCCUCAUAUGCAUAUGCCCUUUACAAUGAACAUCAUUAUGAAUCAUUAUAA